This is a messenger RNA of Cornus florida, 1203 nucleotides long. Its product is annotated as protein ACCELERATED CELL DEATH 6-like. Bases 1 to 1203 code for a protein of 400 amino acids. Gene Ontology annotation, molecular function: protein binding. The record is from RefSeq and is a predicted model, not a curated record. The transcript is spliced from 3 exons. NCBI's taxonomy places the organism in Eukaryota, Viridiplantae, Streptophyta, Magnoliopsida, Cornales, Cornaceae.
AUGCCUGAAACCAAUUUUCCUAGUUUAUCGGAGGACGAACAGAGCUAUGGGACAGCUGAAUUUAUGGACCCUGAAUUGUACAGAGCUACAACAGAAGGCGAUAUUCUUGAGUUCAUAAGGGCGAUGGAAACAAGUCCGGCAGAUGGAUCACAUUACAAUCCACCAGCAACUUGUGUCCAACUAGGUCCUCAGAAGAACACAGUCCUUCACAUUGCAACAAAUUUUGAGCACUAUGAAAUUGUUAAACUCGUCUGCAAGGACUUGCCUUACUUGGCGGCUGAGAAAAAUGCCAAAGGCGACACGGCACUCCAUAUUGCUGCAAGAUCUGGGAAUUCAUGGCUAGUCGCUUUGCUGCUCGAUUGUGAUCACAUCAAAGAAGUUCUGAGUGAGCAGAAUGAGGAUGGUAACACUGCGUUGCACGAGGCACUGUGUUGUUGUUGUGAAGAGGUGCCUCGAAUGCUGAUUGAUAAAGACCGAAACGUGUCAUAUUCUGUAAACAAGGAAGGGAAGUCUCUGCUCUAUCUGGCUGCAGAAGCAGGUUAUGCUUCCAUUGUUAGGCUUCUGUUGGAAAAUCCAGUGGGAAAUUACAGUAUUGGAGGGAGUUCUAAAUACAACUCACCAGUUCAUGCAGCUAUCCUUGGCAGGAACAUAGAUGUCCUAAAAGUAUUGUGGGAAAAGUAUGAAUCCUCCUUCCACAUGAAGUGUGAGGAAGGGAGGAAUCCUCUUCACUAUGCCACAUAUAUAGGUUUCGUCGAAGGGGUCAAUUUCUUGCUGAAUAAAAGUUGUGCUUUUGCUUACCAAAGGGACAAACAUGGUUUGUUUCCGAUUCAUAUAGCAUCCAGCGAAGGCCAUACCGCCAUAAUCCAAGAUAUGCUUUGCCACUGCCCGGAUUCCAGAGAGCUUCUUACUUUAGAAUUUCAUAACAUCCUUCAUGUCGCGGCUAAAAGUGGAAAAGCCAAAGCAGUUAGUUUCAUGCUGAAAAUGUUCGAGCUUCAGAAGCUUUUGAAUGAGAGAGACGGGGAUGGAAACACACCGUUACAUGUGGCCACCAUUUAUGCGAAUGCGGAAACUGUAAGUACUUUGACAUGGGAUGAAAGGGUAAACCUGGAGCUGGAGAACAAUGAAAGUUUCACAGCACUUGACAUUGCUGAAAAAUAUAUGGAAACUGCAGAAUCAUUUAGAAAGAUGUCCUUUGCCACAUAA